Messenger RNA from Cyclopterus lumpus (lumpfish), 792 nucleotides. RefSeq lists its product as uncharacterized. Lineage: Eukaryota; Metazoa; Chordata; Actinopteri; Perciformes; Cyclopteridae. The record is from RefSeq and is a predicted model, not a curated record. The transcript is spliced from 5 exons. Bases 1 to 792 code for a protein of 263 amino acids.
AUGGUAGAAAAUGCCUUGCUUACAAAGCCUGGAGGUGAGUACGUCCUUGAAGAGUACAAGUCCGAAAAUUCAUUGAAGCACCGCACCCGUAGACAGCUUGUCAACAUAUUGGCUAGCCAUAUGACUGAAAUGCAUGGGAGGAUUCCUUCCCGUAAACAGAAGGAGAAGUUUGCCCUGGGAAUCAUUACACUCUUUCCUUCGCUAAAGGAUCCCUUUUCUCCAAAUGGCUAUCUGAAUCAAGACUUCCUGCUGCUGUUUGGUGCUGAAACAGCUGCCAAGAUGCUUGAGAAGUGGGAUACAGCAUUCAAGCCCAAGGUUAUCAAAGAGGCCAAACACCUGACUCAGACAGCUGAACUGUGCCGACUUCUGACGGCGGCUGAAAACCUUGCAGAGAACGAUCACAGCACUGGACGGAAGAGGACCAAAAUAAGUCCCAGUGAUGCAGCGGGCAAAAUGUUGCACUUUCACAAGUCAUGCUGCAGCAUCGUUGAACACCUGCAGGGCAGAGUGGCUGAACAACCAUACAUCCUUGCUGUUGGCCGAACCCAAAACCAAAUUGAUGCCUUCUACAUCGUAGUGGACAAACAGCUCAUCCCGUGCAAAGCCACCAGCUCGUUGGGUGCUUUUGAUGAACUGUUUAAAUCCCACUAUGUGUUCAACCUGUCCUAUGAUGAAACCCUUGUCCCACUCUUCACCUUCGUGCAGACAACUGUCUACAACAUCGAUAUUGCAACAACAGAUGAGUCUCCAAGAGUCCGUGAGUUAAGAGCAAAAGUCUUAAACUACGUUUAA